AUGGCCAGUGCGGGCGGUUUGGUUCGUGAUCACAACGGCUCGUGGGACGUGGGUUUCAUCACAAAGAUCGAGAUAACUAGCAGUUUUAUAAAUGGCGGAACUCUGGGGAUUGAGGGAUGGGCACUUGCUUUAAGAAUCAUUAUCGAAACAGACUCUGAAUCAACGGUCAAUGCGGUGAAGAGUGAAGGCGGUGCCAGACCUGAAGCUGGGACCCUUAUUCAGGACAGCAAAAAUAUUCGGGAACAAAUUAAGGAUUGGGAUUUCAUCCAUACCCUCAUUGAAGGCAAUCAGUGUGCUGAUUUUCUGGUCAACUUGGCGAAAAACAGUGACUGGGGUACGUAUAGUACUCAGAUUGGAACGUGA
Ipomoea nil (Japanese morning glory) is the source of this 363-nucleotide messenger RNA. RefSeq lists its product as uncharacterized. Gene Ontology annotation, molecular function: RNA-DNA hybrid ribonuclease activity; nucleic acid binding. The coding region runs from base 1 to 363 and encodes 120 amino acids. The record is from RefSeq and is a predicted model, not a curated record. Lineage: Eukaryota; Viridiplantae; Streptophyta; Magnoliopsida; Solanales; Convolvulaceae. The transcript has a single exon.